Messenger RNA from Bradysia coprophila, 1195 nucleotides. Its product is annotated as divergent protein kinase domain 2A. Lineage: Eukaryota; Metazoa; Arthropoda; Insecta; Diptera; Sciaridae. The record is from RefSeq and is a predicted model, not a curated record.
CGACUUAACGUUCCAUUAAAGGCACCAUCCACACAUGCCGAUGGCAUGAACGUUUUUUAUCCGAAAAUUUUACUCAUCACAAUCGUUACGUUGAAGUACCUACCUGCUAUACAACAGGACGAACGGCAGCGGUGGCUAGAAUAUUGUCACGAUGAUUACGCCAAAUGUCCCAACUGUUUCGGUGAAACCAUCAAGUCUGAUUGUGAUAAUUUCCUGGACAAUGUCCAGGUGGAAAGAAGCUUCGAUUUAGAAGUCAGCAACUUGUUCGGAAAUAGAAAAAUCCAAUACGCCACAUACGAUCAACAGAACGUGAUACUCAAAUAUUUAGUUAGUGACGGAAAUUUCGACCAUUUGCAAAGUAAAUGUUGCAAUGGAAGUGAUAACUGUGAACGCCUUUGGACGAACAAAUCCCUAGUGGAGACAUUAAAGACUGAAUUGCUUCGUGUUUUCAAGACGAAAGAUAAUGCGGCUGGAUUUCAAAUCUGUCCAACCGAUGCAGUGACAAGAUUCAUGGAAGUAUUUUCGGAUCAGAACAUUCACGCAUGGGUGCUACUGAAUCUGAAUGUGGAACCGCUGGUCGUCAACGCAUUAAGCAGCAGAAAUUUCUCAGUGCCAACGUUACAUGGCUCGUGUGGCUUUGUAACACUACAAUCGAACAAUGGGCUUCCACUAUAUUCAUUUUACGAUCAGUCCUUCGCUGUACGACUAUUGAUCGCUAAGAAUUUGCUCAGCGCAGCCUUGCAGUUUUCGUACGGUGUGGAAGGCUUCCGAAUCUACUUAACAGACGCAACGCCGGAUAAUAUCGUUGUUGAUGCUACCACAUUCGACGUAACAUUCGUCGACUUGGAUGAUGUGUUUGUGGUUGAUUCGAAAACGUUUCCGAGUAGUCAAGUGGUUCAUCGCCAUGAGAAAAUCGAUUGCGACGGUAUGUGUUUCGCUUAUGUUCCUGACGAGCUUUGUUCGCACCACUUAAGCGACAUCAACCUAUUUGCAAUUUGUCAGCUGUUCAUCAAAGACCUGAACCGGAUGAUGCCAGAUGAUGGACUACUACAUUCUGUACCCGAUACGAUUAGCCGUCAAUAUCCAGAGUUACAGCAAUUAAUUAACCAAUGUAUCGAUGGUAAUAUUGAUGGUGACAGAUUCGUUUCUGUUAAUUUGUUGGUUGAUUUGAUCAAUAAAAUUCUAUUCAACUGAG